CAAGAAGUGUAAAGAGGUGCAGGUAAAGCUGCACCUGCAAGUUAAAACUUAUCUCUGUCAGCUGGAUAAAUAAUAAUAUAUUUUUCCCUGAAAAAUCUCUUUUUAUUUCGUUAGAUAGCCGAGUCGUAUGAACGGUUUCCAUUGAAAAUUGGAUGAUUUAAUUAAAAUCAUCCGUAGUGUCUUGUCUCGCGAGGUCAGCGGAGUUACGUCAAGCGCGGCUGGAACGAUCAUUUUGGCGAAAUGAAUUUCGGAAGGGUUGCUAACAUUAACGUUUUUCGCAAAAUUCGACAGCUCGAGACAUUGGUCAAGCCUGGCGGUUUACUUGUGCGAAGCUGCAAUCCAACGCAAUUUCCCAAGUCGACGUCGAGUCUCACGAAUCUGAGCCGCUCUGUGAUUCCUGACGCGAGCAAUUAUCCAAAAUGUCGUAUUCUGUCCAAGCUGCCUGCACAAUCCACGGUCAGCAUGACCCAAACUCGUGCGGCAAGCGCUCAAGGCGAUCACGUACGAUUGUGGGUGAUAGAGAGAAUAGUGUCCGCAUCCUUCCUGGCGCUAAUACCCGCCGCCCUGAUCUUCGAAAAUAAAUUUAUCGAUAUAUUAUUGGCAGCUGCCAUUGUCAUGCACACACAUUGGGGAUUGGAAGCUAUCGUUCUCGACUAUGCACGGCCCAUCGUGGUUGGUACAUUAGUUCCAAAAGUAGCGUUCUUGAUGCUAAAUCUAUUGUCCGCCGCUACUCUAGCCGGCCUGCUUGUGCUGAUCUAUAACGGCCCCGGCCUUACAAAGGUCAUUAAAAAUGGCUGGGCAAUAGGUAAAGAUAGACAGAAAGCCAGUUAAAUAUGAUUAUUACAGCAGGAACAAUUUGUUUGUGUUACAUAUAUGAAGAACUUUUUAAGACGGUAGCUUAUAAAUUAUUCGAGAAUAAAUUAUUUACUUAUUCAACAA
This is a messenger RNA of Temnothorax curvispinosus, 939 nucleotides long. RefSeq names its product succinate dehydrogenase [ubiquinone] cytochrome b small subunit, mitochondrial-like. Gene Ontology annotation, biological process: mitochondrial electron transport, succinate to ubiquinone; tricarboxylic acid cycle. The record is from RefSeq and is a predicted model, not a curated record. The transcript has 4 exons. Gene Ontology annotation, cellular component: mitochondrial envelope; membrane. Bases 241 to 831 code for a protein of 196 amino acids. NCBI's taxonomy places the organism in Eukaryota, Metazoa, Arthropoda, Insecta, Hymenoptera, Formicidae. Gene Ontology annotation, molecular function: heme binding; ubiquinone binding.